Molecule: messenger RNA, 2736 nt
Organism: Halichondria panicea
Lineage: Eukaryota; Metazoa; Porifera; Demospongiae; Suberitida; Halichondriidae
Product: gamma-aminobutyric acid type B receptor subunit 2-like
Exons: 16
Coding region: 52-2601 (849 amino acids)
Biological process (GO): G protein-coupled receptor signaling pathway; gamma-aminobutyric acid signaling pathway
Cellular component (GO): G protein-coupled receptor heterodimeric complex; membrane
Molecular function (GO): G protein-coupled GABA receptor activity
Source: RefSeq, a predicted model, not a curated record
GCUGCCAGUUUUUUCUGUGACAAAAGGACAAAAGUGAAACUAACUGCUGCAAUGAUGAAUAAUCAAGUCAUUAAACAGAUUGCAGUAUUAACUGCUUUUAUAGUUAUUCUGCACAAUGGCUAUAAAGUUCAAUGUGCAGAUGAAAGAAAAAAAGACCUGCACUUUUCUUUCAUCACUGCACUAACUGGAGGCUCCACUUCUUCUGGCGGUAUCCCAAUUAUCGACUUUGCUCUAGAACAGAUCAACAAUGACUCUAGGUUGCUCCCAGAUUACAACCUCAAGUACACACAAGUUCUGGAUUCAAAGUGUAAAAGCAUUUCUGCACUGGAAAGUUUCUUGCAACACUUUGACAGUGAGACCGAGCCCACCUACAUCACGUCAAUGUGCUGUGGGUGCUCCUCUGCCACCAUUCCUGUGGCUGAGAUCAGCCAUCACUGGAAUGUGCCUCAUAUCUCUUUUGCAUCAAGUUCUCCCACUUUAAAUAAUCGAGAGAGAUUCAAAACAUUCUUUCGGACUCUGCCCUGCUAUGUUUACGUACCACCUACCAUUGCAACAAUAUUACAACACUUCAACUGGAAGCAAUUAGGCAUCAUCACUCAAGACGAAAGCCCAUUCAACUCUGCUGCCAAUGGAAUAGAGAUAAUAUUUCGAGAACAAGGAUGGAAGCUUGGAAAAGGUGCAAUGAUAACUCCUUCUAUGGAGAAAAUUGAUUACAAACAACUUCUAGAUUGGGAAGAAGACUACCGAAUCAUCAUGAUCAAUACCUUUGAAGUUCAUGCUUACCAUAUCCUUUGUGAGGCCUAUCGAAAGUAUGGUCAGAGACUGCUGGACCAGGAGAUAGUGCUCAUAAUGCACGGUCGAUACAUGACUGAGUGGUGGGAUACAGCCUACAAACACGUCAACAGCUCUUGCACCAGAGAACAAGUUAUGAUGGCUCUAAACAAAACGUAUGCAAUAACCCCUGAGUCGUACGCUUUAAUGGAAAACUCUUCAGCAGUUUCAUACUCAGGAAUGACACCUGCAGAAUUCUUAACCAAAUAUCAAAAUCUGAUGAAGGAGGAACGCUAUUCAAAUUAUACAUCACUCAAUUUCUUUGGGAAUGCUUAUGAUGCAAUGUGGGUAGUUGCUUACGGACUGGACUUAGUGGACAGAUGGGCGCAAAAUGGUACCAUCAUCAGCGAUUGUGACGACAACAAAUACCCUGGGGAACUUGUUCGUUUGUAUAACUUCAACCACACAAACAGAAGGAUGGGCUGCUACAUGGAAAAAGCAUUCCAUGAAGUUAAAAUAACUGGAAUAACGGGACCCAUUAGAUUCAAGCCAGAUGGUGCUAGACCUGAGAAUGUAAUGAGACUUAAGCAACAUAGAGUCAUGCAACAUGGAGAUGGUUACAAGGUUACAAGACCGGCUGUUGCUAGGGUGACCAACGAGGACAACUAUGCAUUUGGAAUUGUUCAAUAUGUUAGCAAUGGCUCUGUUGUAUUCAGUCUCAACGAAAGCUACAACAGCAUAUGGCCAGAUGGAGUUGUACCAUACGAUGGUAGCCCACAGGAUGUCAUAGACCACACUCACUUAGCGAUAACGAUCAUAUACUCCCUACUGGGAAUUAUCGGCCUAGCAUUCGUUGUAGUGGCACUCAUUUUUAACACACUCUUUAGAAAGAAACGUGUUGUCAAACUUGGAAGUCCAAACUUGAACUUCCUGCUAAUUGCCGGGGCAACAUUGCUCUACCUAGCUUUAUUUUUCUAUGGUACAUCAGCACAAGAGCGCUCACAACAACUGGAAGAGACCAUACUGUGCAAUUUUCGAUUUUGGCUGUUCUCUGUUGGCAACACUCUCUGCUUUGCCGUCAUUCUGGCCAAACAAUGGAGGAUUUACUACAUCUUCAGCAACCCAACUCCUAAUAAAAUGGUGAUCAAAGACUGGAUGCUGGUGAUUAUUGUGGCUGUUAUUGUUGGCUUAGAGAUGAUUGUCAUGACAGUGGGAACGGCCAUUCCAGGGUCAAGAAUCACAGCAAAUGCCACUCUUGUCAAUGAUGAUCGUCAACAUAAUGGAAGGAACGAAAGAGUGUUCAUUUUUGUGUGUGCCAGCACAGCAGCUACAGUCUGGAUUGCAAUUUCUUUUGGUUACAAAGCUCUGCUACAACUUGGAGCUAUUUUCAUGGCCUUCACGACACGGAAAGUGAAAGUUAAGGGGUUGAAUGAUACGAAGGAACUGUACACUAUUAUUUACAUCAACACGGUGAUUAUCACAAUGCUGAUAGUGACAGAGUUUGCUCUCAGGAGCCAUCGUGAUGUGUACGUCACCCUGUAUGGGCUGGCCAUCUUCGCUGGAGCAACUCUCUUCCUGGGUCUAACCUUCAUUCCAAAGGCAAUACUGCUGUACAAAGAUCCUGACGGCAGUAAUGUCUUCACUGAGCAUGAUUCACAACCAAAUACCAGCCACUUCACAGUAACUCACAACACCUCGCAAGACUUACUGGAACCAGUAACCGUUCAAGACAUCCAAGCAAAGAUUGCCCAGUUACAAAAACAGCUUGCUCAUUUUGAACAGGGAGAUGACGUGAUGAAGAGGAAUGGGGACAGUAUUGCUACACCAUGAAAACACUGAACUGUACUCAGUAGUCUGACUUAUUAAGCUGAAACUUUUUUGCUGCAUAAUUUCAGUACUUAUUAAUUAUGUAUAACAGACCGAAGUGUAUACACAUCGAUGAUAAAACUGUUCAUGUAUACCAUA